CUUUCUCUUCUUCUCAUUCGUCGUUGCUGGUGCCCACGCUAGUUCCCUUUUCUGGGGACCGCCCAGCUUCGUCACCUUGCUCACCUUGUUUCUUAUUUACUAUUCGUCUUCCGGCCCGUCCUCCCUCUCCCCCCCAAGCGCUCCGCCGCCCUCUGGUCCUUGUCGAGCCGGCCCCGGUGCCUAUUUCUCUUUGUCAUCAUGCCGCCUCAGCUGCUACCGGCCUCGGCGGCCGCCUUUGCUCCGCGCGCAUCCUCGGUGAACGUUGUGUUGGGCUCGAGGGUUGAGCCUUGGCUCACCCAGACUCUCAAGCGCAUCAACAAGAUCAAGCGCCCACUCAACAGCGUACCACAACACCAGAGAUGUCUGACGGAGACUUUAUCGUCACCAAAUGCCAUCUGGACACUGGCGUCCCUGCUGCUCCCUAAGGCGCCGGAAUCAGAACUGAGGAAAGACGCCAACCCGCUGAUCGAGGCCCUGUUCAACUACCAGGUCAUCCACCUGGAGGCCUAUAUCGUCCACGUCGACAUGGUGCUGAGGAACGAGGUUGCGUACAAGUUGACACCGGAGACAAUCGAGGCGCUCAUCGAGUACCACAAGGACAUCCACUGCAUCAACGCCAAGGCCAACACGUACGACUGGUCCGAGAAGGAGCAGCAGUGCAAGAAGCUGCACGAUGACUUUGUCCAGGCCAUUAAUAAGUUCGUCUUCCGGACACAUGCGUCGGCGCUUGAGGGACUCGAGGAGGAUGGCGCGGGGGAACUGCUCGGAGGGAAGAGUGAAGAGGUCAAGAACAGCAUCUUAGGCCUGAUCAAGCCGUUGUUACCGCCGCCGCCGAGGAUUGUCGACGUCAUCCGCCAGCCAACGCUCCUGCCGAGCUCACCGGUCGGCGCGGCGUUGUGGUCUCAACCGUCACCACCGACAACGAUGCCGGCCCCGGUCGAGUCGUGGAAGAUCCUGCCGUCAAGCCCAAGCGUGGCGUCAACAGCGGAUUCUGCCGGAUCGAUUUGGGCAACGAUCGGAAUGAGCGAGGUUCAACUACCUUCCCCGCCGCCGGCGUUCAGCCAGCCGUACUCGUCAGCCGGGCUAUACUACGGCUCACCUCUGGUGACGGCGCCUAUUCCCCAUCUUCCGCUGCCCAGCAUGCUUGCACCUCAAUGCGGAGUCAGCGUGGGAUACAACUCGUUCGGCUGGGACAGGUACCAAGAGUACGCGACAACCAUGUGACAAUCACCACCGGCGGUCUACGAAACAAGUUACCCGGCCGUGACGAGGUCCCCGUGAGCGCACCAGCAGAAGCGCGGCCGGUCACAAGUGACUCCGUGGGCCGCCAAGCUGACUUUCAGCGCAACGAUGGUGAUACCCCGUCAGACACAUACCUCGUCGGAGGCAUUUCGGCAAUUCCUCACUUCCAUGGGCAUGGAGCGACACAACCUUCAGCAUACGAAUCCCUUUCGGUGCAUAUCUCUGGUCGGUUUUGUUUUGCGGUCAGCGAGCGACGGGUCUCUUCUUUCCUCCUUUUCUCUUU
Molecule: messenger RNA, 1525 nt
Organism: Chaetomium strumarium
Lineage: Eukaryota; Fungi; Ascomycota; Sordariomycetes; Sordariales; Chaetomiaceae
Exons: 1
Coding region: 199-1224 (341 amino acids)
Source: RefSeq, a predicted model, not a curated record